AUGAGUGGAUCCCUGCCCGCCAUGCCGAGGCCAAGCCCAGCCGAAGAGACUGGAGGCCAAGCAGGAAAGGCUGCAGUGGGUGCCCGGGAGAAGGGCCCUCGGCUGGGCCAGCGGCUGCCCUCUAUCGUGGUGGAGCCCAGCGAGGUGGGUUCUGUGGAGAGUGGGGAGCUGCGCUGGCCCCCAGAGGGCAUCCGGAGGGGUUCCCCCCAGAGCCAGGCUGCUGCUGCCCCCUCGCCAGAAGCUCCAGGGGAGGCUCCGGACGACACUGGCAGCAAGGGUGCCAGCUCCGAGGACCAGGCCCCUGUGGCCCAGUAG
Messenger RNA from Molossus molossus (Pallas's mastiff bat), 315 nucleotides. It is a transcript of the gene LBHD2, whose product is annotated as LBH domain containing 2. NCBI's taxonomy places the organism in Eukaryota, Metazoa, Chordata, Mammalia, Chiroptera, Molossidae. The coding region runs from base 1 to 315 and encodes 104 amino acids. The record is from RefSeq and is a predicted model, not a curated record. The transcript is spliced from 3 exons.